Molecule: messenger RNA, 1158 nt
Organism: Sesamum indicum (sesame)
Lineage: Eukaryota; Viridiplantae; Streptophyta; Magnoliopsida; Lamiales; Pedaliaceae
Product: GPI-anchored protein LLG1
Source: RefSeq, a predicted model, not a curated record
UGGGACCAAGAAAUACAAACCCGAUCGAGUUUGUGUUCUCAAGUUUUACCAUGGAUGAAUCCAUCCUUCAAUUCACCCGUGUUGUAAACGAUUUUUAAUUGAAUAAUCUAAUAUCAAUAAGCCGAGUUACCGGUUUAGGAUUCAUGCAAACCAUAAAUGGUUUUGGUUGGUUCCUCUCUCUUGAUUAUACCAUUCGGUCGCCAUAAAUAUCAGUCUCCGCGUAAAGAAACUCAUAAAUAUCAACCCCAUAAAUAUCAGUUUUCGCGUGCCACAGACACUGCCCCUCAGCCUCUCUCCCAUUUUCCAUCUUGCGUACGUUAUUACGUUUUCUUUUUAUAUUGAUUGUAUACCCAAUUAUGGUAGCUAGAUUCUUCCCCUGGCAAUGUCGGAAGUAGAACAGGAACACAGAUCUCCAGCAAAAUCAAAGGAGUUGGGUUCUGGAGAGAGAUUCUUCCGCCUUUUUAAGUGAUUUCUCGGGGUGAUAAUUCAUGUAGAAUACUCAUUGGCUCAUUAAAUCAAGAAAUAUUGCCCCUGAGAAUGAUGGGUUUGAGCCAGAUUAAGUGUUGUUUAGUUCUUGUUGUCUGUCUGUCCCUCUGCACCGCUCUCUCGGCCGUCGCGUUUGUUUCAGAUGUUAUAUCUGGACAACGAGUUUUGAGUCAGAGGAGGCUCCUUCAGUCUAAGAAACCUUGCCCUGUAAACUUCGAGUUUCAGAACUACACCAUCAUCACUAGCCAAUGCAAGGGACCCAAUUACUCGCCUAAACUGUGUUGUUCAGCUUUCAAAGAUUUUGCUUGCCCAUUCGUGGAUGAGCUGAACGACUUGAGCAACAGCUGUGUUACAACCAUGUUCAGCUAUAUCAACAUCAAUGGCAAGUAUCCGCAAGGUCUGUUUGCUAGUCUGUGCCGGGAAAAAAAGGAAGGGCUCGAAUGCCCUCCAGAUCCACCAUCCUCUCCACUAUCAGAUGAAGAUAACAAAAGCAGCGGGAGCCGGAUAAUAUGUCAAGUGUUGUCAGUGGCGAUGCUCUUAGCAGCUAAUCUUGUGCUGUCUCUGCAGUUGUUUGUAUGAGACUUGCAACAUGUGAUUCAUUAUGUUUCUGUUGCUACUUCAAGAACCUAACUAGAAUUUGCAUGAAUAAAAGUCAUCAAGUUUCUUGCUGCC